Messenger RNA from Lodderomyces jiufengensis, 1251 nucleotides. RefSeq lists its product as uncharacterized. Gene Ontology annotation, biological process: translational elongation. The record is from RefSeq and is a predicted model, not a curated record. The coding region runs from base 1 to 1251 and encodes 416 amino acids. Lineage: Eukaryota; Fungi; Ascomycota; Pichiomycetes; Serinales; Debaryomycetaceae. Gene Ontology annotation, molecular function: translation elongation factor activity. Gene Ontology annotation, cellular component: cytoplasm; nucleus. The transcript has a single exon.
AUGUCAGCCGGUACUUUAUAUAUUUUGAAAGUUUCUCCAAGAUCUUUCGUCUUAGAAGAUCUUAUUAAACAUUUUAAAUUAGAUGUUAAAUUAACUGAUGAUAAAGAUGAAAAAUAUCAUGCUAAAUUUCCAUUAGAUAAAACUCCAGCUUUCUUAGGUCCAAAAGGUUAUUCAUUAACUGAAACUAUUGCAAUUGCUUCAUAUUUAUUUUCAUUAGUUCCAAAAGAUCAAUUAGGUGGUUUAUUAGGUAAAAAUGCUCAACAAUAUGCUUCAAUUUUACAAUAUUUAUCAUUAAUGAAUCAAGAAUGGUUAGAAGCUGUUGUUCCAAUGUUUUAUAUGGCUGCUGGUAAAGUUCCAUUCAACAAAAAAAACAAUGAUGAAUAUUCAAAUAAAGCUCAUACUGUUGCUAAAAUUUUAGAAUCAAGAUUAAAUGAUUUUACUUAUUUAGUUGGUGAAAGAUUAACUUAUGCUGAUAUUUUCUCAGCUGCUACUGUUUCACUUGGUUUACAAUCAGUUUUAGGUGCUCCAUUCUUGAAGCAAUAUCCAGGUAUCAAUAGAUGGUUUAAAACUGUUUCUCAAGCUCCAUUUUGGGAAGGUAGAUUUAAAGGUUUUGAAGCUCGUGCUGAACCAUUAGUUUUCACUCCACCAAAAAAAGAAAAAAAGAAAGAAACUACUCCAGCUCCAGCUGCUGCUAAAAAAGAAGCCGCUCCAAAGAAAGCUGCUGCUACUGAAGAUGAAGAACCAGCUGCUGCUCCAAAACCAAAACAUCCAUUAGAAGCCUUAGGUAAACCAAAAGCUCCAUUAGAUGAAUGGAAAAGAGUUUAUUCAAAUGAAGAAACUAGAGAAACUGCUAUUCCAUGGUUUUGGAAAAAUCAAUAUGAUCCCGAAGAAUGGUCAUUAUGGAAAGUUGAUUAUAAAUAUAAUGAUGAAUUAACUUUAACUUUUAUGUCAAAUAAUUUAGUUGGUGGUUUUUUCAAUAGAUUAUCAGCUUCAACUAAAUAUAUGUUUGGUUGUAUGGUUGUUUAUGGUGAAAACAAUAAUAAUGGUAUUACUGGUGCCUUUUUAGUUAGAGGUCAAGAUUAUGUUCCAGCUUUUGAUGUUGCACCAGAUUGGGAAUCUUAUGAAUUCACUAAAUUAGAUGGUUCAAAAGAAGAAACUAAAAAAUUUGUUGAUAACAUGUUUGCUUGGGAUGAACCAGUUGAAGUUAAUGGUGAAAAAAGAGAAAUUGCUGAUGGUAAAGUUUUUAAAUAG